This is a messenger RNA of Funneliformis mosseae, 1779 nucleotides long. NCBI's taxonomy places the organism in Eukaryota, Fungi, Glomeromycota, Glomeromycetes, Glomerales, Glomeraceae. The record is from the annotation of a GenBank genome assembly.
AUGUCACAACAGAACAAUCAACCAAACCUACAAACACCAAACUUGCCAACAGUAGUUGUACAGCAAUCGCAACAAAUCUCUGUACAACAAGCAAAUACGGAUGCUAUAGGAGCAGGACGAGGGGGGACAUCAAUUAGAGGGGGUACUAAAAAGAAAGGUACAAAUACCGCAAGAAAACCUAGCACUGGAGGUGGGCGUGCGAAACUACCAUCUUUAGAAAAAAGUAAUCCUGAUGUGUUGCCUCAAGCUUUAAAUAAAAUGGCCACAGAUUUCUUUAGUCAAGCUCAGCAAUUGGGAUUAAACACUGAAGCAGGUUCGGCAAUGUAUAAAAAAUAUGAGGACGCUAUGCGCGCAAUACGUCAACAUCAAGUUAACAAUAAUCAAUCUACAAGUUACGGUAUAUCGGCUUCACCAGACCAACCUUCAACUUCUAUGUCUUCUCCACAUUCAAUACCUCGUUCUAUUGCUUCUACCACCGCAAUAUCAUCGAUGAAUUCACAACAUCAACAAUCUAUACAGCAGCAGAAUCUGCAGCAACAGCAGCAACUCUUUACAUGGACCAAGAUGAUUCCGCCAGAGUAUCAAAGCAUCCACACUCCACAGCAAUUAAUAAAUGAAAUUAAUAUUGUUCAAGAGGCUUUGUCACAGCCCAACAUAGUGCCUAGUGUCAAACAAGAUUACGAGAAUAGACACCACUUUUUAAGAGCUAUUGCAUCGGUAAGAUUUCCGGUACAGCCAGGAGCAAGCGGCCUGGGUGCGGUUCCUCAUAUGCCACCACAAUCUCCAAGAGGAUUAAUGGGUCCUCAAGUAGCCAGAUCUCCGAUGCAAGUAAAUGCACCCUUACCAAGGGCGACAAUGAAUACGUUAGGUCAAAAUCGGGGCGUGGGAUCUCCAGCAGGCAAUGAUUUUAAUAGGAUACCUACUACGACACAACAAAUACCAUCUUCAUCACCCAUCCUUCAACCUACAAAUAUGACCUCUAGCCAAUCACAAGAUGGUUCGAUGAUGUCAACGAACAUGCAACAUCAACUUGGACAGAUGUCAUCAUCGUUACAACAGGUUCCUCAAUCACCUAUUACACAAUCACAAUCUCCACAAGUGAUGGUGUUACCACAAUCUCCACGAACACAACAACUGCAUCUACAGCAGUUGCAUCCUCUUUCACCGAGGCAGCAGCAUUCAUCUCAGCCUCUACAAUCUGUUACAAAUGAGGAUUUGAUGGAGAUUGACUCGGAUACAAGAUCAUCGACUUUAGCGCAAAAGACUGCGGAAACUCCGGCCAUUAAUACGGGCGUUCUUCAAUCGUCGCUUAACAAAAUUCAUCCAGGUCAUAACGGUAAAACUCUUGCAUCCAUUUAUGGCAGCAAUGCUAUCUACCCCGAAACAUCCACAUCAAAUGUGGUGGAUGUUGACAUGGAAGAUGCAGGUGCUCAACAUCUCUUACCGAAACGAAAAGUCCAGCAAUUAGUUGAUCAAAUAGAUCCAAAAGAGAGAUUGGAGCCGGAAAUACUCCUCGAAAUUGCAGACGAAUUUAUUUCAUCGGUGGCUUCAUUUGCAUGUUUGCUAGCCAAACAUCGCAAAUCAGAAACAUUAGAAGUGAAGGAUCUUCAGCUUCACCUAGAGCGAAACUGGAAUAUUCGUAUUCCAGGUUUUGCGUCCGAUGAAAUCAGAUCAGUCAGAAAGCCAGUCGUUUCCGUCGGGCAUCAACAAAAGAUUGCGGCUGUGAUGCAAGCAAAGGCCAAUAAGGCCAUGACGGCUGCUACAGGUCCAUCCAACUAA